Molecule: messenger RNA, 5567 nt
Organism: Heterocephalus glaber (naked mole-rat)
Lineage: Eukaryota; Metazoa; Chordata; Mammalia; Rodentia; Bathyergidae
Gene: Dhx36
Product: DEAH-box helicase 36
Cellular component (GO): intracellular anatomical structure; cytoplasm; nucleus
Molecular function (GO): ATP binding; G-quadruplex RNA binding; RNA helicase activity
Source: RefSeq, a predicted model, not a curated record
GGCUCCGGAAACAAAGCGAGAGUGGAUGUGCAUCUGCUUCCGGCCCCAGACGCCAUUUGCAGCGGUUGCGGCUUCUCACGGGGAGUACUUUUCCCGAACAAUGAGCUAUGACUACCAUCAGAACUGGGGCUGCGAUGGCGGUUCUUGCAGCUCCAAUGGUGGGUAUGGAAGGGGCCACGGAGGGAGUCGAGGCCCCGGAGGCGGCGGCGGCGGAGGUGGUCGAGGUGGACGGGGCCGGCAUCCCGGGCACUUGAAAGGCCGCGACAUUGGCUUGUGGUACGCGAAAAAACAGACACAGAAGAACAAGGAGGCGGAGAGGAAGGAGAGAGCGGUAGUACACAUGGAUGAACGACGAGAAGAGCAAAUUACACACCUGCUGAAUUCUGUCCAAACUAAAAAUGAUAAAGAUUCAGAAGCACAGAUAUCCUGGUUUGCCCCAGAGGAUCAUGGAUACGGAACUGAAGUUUCCAAUGAGAACAAAUCAACCUCAGAGAAAAAACUUGACAACCAAGAAAAGAAAUUGAUAAACCAGGAAAAAACGAGAUUGAAAAUCCGGGACAGAUCAUAUAUUGAUAGACAUGCUGAAUAUCUUUUGCAAGACAAUGAACCAGAUGUAACCUUAGACCAACAAUUAUUGGAAGAUUUACAGAAGAAAAAAAAAGAUCUUCAGUAUAUUGAAAUGCAGUGUUUCAGAGAAAAGCUUCCUUCAUACGGAAUGCAAAAGGAGUUGGUAGAUUUAAUUGAUAAACACCAGGUAACAGUAAUAAGUGGUGAAACUGGUUGUGGAAAAACCACUCAAGUUACUCAGUUCAUUUUGGAUAACUACAUUGAAAGAGGAAAAGGAUCUGUAUGCAGAAUAGUUUGUACUCAGCCAAGAAGAAUUAGUGCCAUUUCAGUUGCAGAAAGAGUGGCUGCAGAAAGGGCAGAAUCUUGUGGCAAUGGUAAUAGUACCGGGUACCAAAUUCGUCUCCAGAGUCGGUUGCCAAGAAAACAGGGUUCUAUCUUAUACUGCACAACAGGAAUCAUCCUUCAGUGGCUCCAGUCAGACCCGCAUUUGUCUAGCGUUAGUCAUAUCAUACUUGAUGAAAUCCAUGAAAGAAAUCUACAGUCAGAUGUUUUAAUGACUGUUACUAAAGAUCUUCUCAAUUCUCGCCCUGACCUGAAAGUAAUAUUGAUGAGUGCAACAUUGAAUGCUGAGAAAUUUUCAGAAUACUUUGGUAACUGUCCAAUGAUACAUAUACCUGGUUUUACUUUUCCGGUUGUAGAAUAUCUUUUGGAAGAUAUAAUUGAAAAAAUAAGAUAUGUUCCAGAACAAAAGGAACACAGAUCCCAAUAUAAGAGGGGUUUCAUGCAAGGGCAUGUAAAUAGACCAGAAAAAGAAGAAAAAGAAGCAAUCUAUAAAGAACGUUGGCCAGAUUAUUUGAGGGAGCUGCGAAGACGGUAUUCUGCCAGUACUAUAGAUGUUUUGAAAAUGAUGGAUGAUGAUAAAGUCGAUUUGAAUUUGAUUGCUGCCCUAAUCCAGUACAUUGUUUUAGAAGAAGAGGAGGGUGCAAUACUGGUCUUUCUGCCAGGCUGGGAUAAUAUCAGUACUUUACAUGAUCUUUUGAUGUCACAAGUGAUGUUUAAGUCAGAUAAAUUUAUCAUCAUACCAUUACAUUCACUGAUGCCUACAGUAAAUCAGACACAGGUAUUUAAAAGAACUCCUCCUGGUGUUCGGAAAAUAGUAAUUGCCACCAACAUCGCAGAGACUAGCAUUACCAUAGAUGAUGUAGUUUUUGUGAUAGAUGGAGGAAAAAUUAAAGAGACACACUUCGAUACUCAGAACAACAUCAGUACGAUGUCUGCUGAGUGGGUUAGUAAAGCUAAUGCCAAACAGAGGAAAGGUCGAGCUGGAAGAGUUCAACCUGGUCAUUGCUAUCAUCUGUAUAAUGGUCUUAGAGCAAGUCUUCUAGAUGACUAUCAACUACCAGAAAUUUUGAGAACUCCUUUGGAAGAACUUUGUUUGCAAAUAAAGAUUUUAAGGCUAGGUGGAAUUGCUUAUUUUCUGAGUAGAUUAAUGGAUCCACCGUCAAAUGAGGCUGUGUUGCUCUCCAUAAGACACCUGAUGGAACUGAAUGCUUUGGAUAAACAAGAAGAAUUGACACCUCUUGGAGUCCACUUAGCACGAUUACCAGUUGAACCACAUAUUGGGAAAAUGAUUCUUUUUGGAGCUCUUUUCUGUUGCUUAGACCCGGUACUCACUAUUGCUGCUAGUCUUAGCUUCAAAGAUCCUUUUGUUAUUCCAUUGGGAAAAGAAAAGAUUGCAGAUGCAAGAAGAAAGGAAUUAGCAAAGGAAACUAGAAGUGAUCACCUGACAGUUGUGAAUGCGUUUGAGGGAUGGGAAGAAGCUAAACGACGGGGUUUCAGAUAUGAAAAAGACUAUUGCUGGGAAUAUUUUCUGUCUUCAAACACACUGCAGAUGCUGCAUAACAUGAAAGGACAGUUUGCUGAGCAUCUUCUUGGAGCUGGAUUUGUAAGCAGUAAAAAUCCUAAAGAUCCAAAAGCUAAUAUAAAUUCAGAUAAUGAGAAGAUAAUUAAAGCUGUCAUCUGUGCUGGUUUAUAUCCCAAAGUUGCUAAAAUCCGACUGAAUUUGAGUAAAAAAAGAAAAAUGGUGAAAGUUCACACAAAACCAGAUGGCCUGGUUUCUAUUCAUCCUAAGUCCGUUAAUGUGGAGCAAACAGACUUUAAUUACAACUGGCUUAUCUAUCACUUGAAGAUGAGAACAAGUAGUAUAUACUUGUACGACUGCACAGAAGUUUCCCCAUAUUGUCUCUUGUUCUUUGGAGGUGAUAUUUCCAUCCAAAAGGAUAAUGAUCAGGAGACUAUUGCUGUAGAUGAAUGGAUUAUAUUUCAGUCUCCAGAAAGAAUUGCCCAUCUCGUUAAGAAAUUAAGAAAAGAACUGGAUACCCUUCUUCAAGAGAAGAUCGAAAGCCCUCAGCCUGUAGACUGGAAAGAAACUAAAUCCAGAGACUGUGCAGUCCUGUCAGCUAUUAUAGACUUGAUCAAAACACAGGAAAAGGCAACUCCCAGGAACUUUCCACCAUGAUUCCAGGGUGGAUAUUGUAGCUGACAGCUCCUCUGUGGUGGUCUAAAAAGCCAAUUUGUCAGCCAUUUUUCUCAGUUUAAGUUUUGGCUAAAUACCAAACCUUGAGACAUGAUUAAUUUUAAAAUGUAAGGUAAAAACCUUUAGUACAUAGUAAAGAUUUAAUGUGCAUGACUUACCAGUUUUGUCUGUAGCUAUUAUAAAUGUACUAUAAAAAGCAAUAUGUUGUCUGAUUCCAUCCCCUUGUGGUCAUGUUCAUACUUUGCGAGUAUUUGUUACAUGUUUUGAGUGUUGUACCACUGAAAAAUUCCUUUGUUCUUUUAACACAAAGUUAAUUUUCUGCCCAUAAUCAUUAAGUAUAAAAUCUAAAAACAAAAUGGUUAGCCAAAAAACAGUGUUAAGAAUUGCAAGGCAACUUUUUUUUAAAAAAAAAAAACUUAAACCAGAAUUAAAUUGUAAUAAAGCCCUAUAUUUAAUAAAAUGUACAGUGUGUAAAUCUCUUGAUAAUUUCGUGGCUUGGUUUCUACAUCUUCCCCUCUCUAUUUGAUGUUUUUACUAUUUAAAUAUGUGCGUACCCCUCUUUAUUGCCCUGUGCCGCACAAAGUAGCAUCUAAGCAUGAAUCUGGAGUCUGAUUACCUAAGCUCCAGGUUCCACUUAGUCACUUAUGUCUUGGGCAAGUCACUUGGCUUCUCUCUGUUCUUUUUUCCUUAUCUAAAAUACAGAUAAAAAUUGGGGGGAUUAAAUGUUAGUACAUGUAAAGUAGAUAGACUAGUGCCUGUUACUGAAUCUCACUGAAUCUUCUUUGUACCUGAAAUUUUUUUAAAUGUGUAAUUGUUGUAUUAUUUUUGUUCAGCCCUUUACCUUCUUAGCCAGUGGAAGUCAGUGUGACACAUGUACUGUGUGUUUUCAGCCCUAUCAAAUUGUGACAAAUACUGUUGGUUGCUUUCCAACAGCCAUUUUAAUCCUUCUUGCUGUCUUGUUUCUUGUAUCCCCACCUCUGCCCAACCUUGUGUCCAAGAAUGUUUGAGCCUCGGCCCCAAGGGUAAUCCAGCUGUUAGGAGCCAAUUAUGUGGUCCUUGUCUCUUUAUUUCAUUUAUUUAUUUAUUUUUUUGGUACCAGGUCGGGACCUUGCACUUGCAAGGCAAGCACCGGAACCACUGAGCUAAAUCCCCAGCCCUGCUCUUUAUCCCUUAAAAAGUUAAGAAUGGGGUCGGGGAUUUAGCUUCAUGGUUCUGCUCCUGCCUCACAAGCUCAAGGUCCCGAGUUCUGUCCCCAGUACCAAAAAAAAAAAAGUAGUGAGGAGUGAGUACAUGAAUGAAUCUCCUUGCCAAUGGCAACUGACUGAAGCAAUCUGCAAGGGGAUGUCUGAGAAGGACUUUCCUUAGUAAUAGACUUAAAGGAGGAAACUGCUCUCUUUGUUGUCUUGUCUGAUCUGGUACUUGGAAUUUCUGUAUCUAGUUAUGAUCACAAGAGAACAUAGAACCAUAGCUUGAGGAUGGCUCAGUGAAAAGAUAGAACUGUCCAGAGUCCUUGAUAAUGCUGGAGAACUGCAGAAUUAACCAACUGUACAACUGCCAUACAUGUGGAUUUAUUUUACUAUGUUCUUCAUUGUUUAAAACACUUUUUAAUGUAGCAGAGAUGAUAUUAACUAAAAUAUACUGUCCAAGUAAUUGCUCAAGCCUCUUUCUACCCCUUUGUUAUAUAGCAGUGUGGAGCCUUACUGUCUAAAAGUGUGAAAGUAGUACUGGACAUAGUGCAAAACGCAACAGGAAUUGCAUCCUGCUAUAUACCCUAAGAAACGCAAAUUUUAUUUUGCCUUCCAAUAAAUGUGAGGAAAUCAAAGGAAUUAGAGCAUCAUACAAUGAUUGGGAUGUAUUGAUGAUGCUACAAUGAUCUGUUAACUGCACUGGUUCUGGUACUGCUUCCACUUCCAGGAAUGUGUCAUCUGUCACUGCCAACCAAGAUUUUAAGUGUAGUAUUUGUCCUAUGUCUGUUCUCUUGCCGGUCUCCCAAAAGUGAUCUUCACCAAAUUAUUGCAUUGAGGCAUGUCACAACAUUGUAACCUAUUAAUUUUGCCCCUUAAGUCAAGAUUACCAUCAGAUCCUAUUUGCUCUAAAACAGUGUUUAGGUUUGUGCUUUUUUUUUCUUCUUGCUUUUUAUUAUCCAGUUUAAAUUCAUAGUCAUUUGGCCUAAAUGGAAGAUUCUUUCUUGGAAGAAUUUAAAGAUUUCUUCAGAAAAGAAAAAAGAUUGCUUGGUUUUGUGUUUGCAAUGGGAUCAUAUGAAUGGGAGAAGUGUUCCUGAAGACUUCAUAAAUGAGGUAUCCACAGAGAUUAGUUACUUUUAUUUCUAUCUGCUCUACUCCUGAUCAAAAUGAAAAAUUAAUUGAAGGUGCUAUUUGUUUCUUUUGUUUAUAAAAUAGGAAUUGCUAAAUGGAAAAUAUACUCCAAGUCUAAAAACUAGUCUUGUUUUAAAGAAUAAGACAUU